GUUCCUUGAUCCGCCCAUCUGCGAACUCCGAGCGAGCCUCGACAACGCACCCGUUAAAACUCGCGCAGCUACGACUCACCGCACACCACAUGGCCGGCUCAGUCGCACCACCACCCAACGCGAGGGAUCUUCUCCCACCGCUGCUCGCCUGCUUGGCCACUGCCAACGCUUCACGACAACCGCCCCCCGCGCUGCUCCCGCUGCUGUCGCCAAUCCUCCGCCAGCGCGUUCAGUUGCUCGCUUCGGAAGACUGGCUAUCUCUGCUGUGUUGGGACAAGGAAGUCGCAUCCCGGUUACCAGAAGUCGUCAGGAACUUGCACGUCGAGCCACACCCCGCGUCUGGCGAGAUUGAAGUCGAGGACCCCGAUCAGAUUCUGUAUCGCCGCUCCGACGCAGAGACCCUACACGCAAAGUUGGUGCUAGGAGAAUAUGGCAUUGUGCCUACAUAUCUAUGGUGUACGAGUGGAGAACAGGGCGAUCGCUGGGAACUCUCCGACUUGAGGGGCAUCCAGGACAUGGAUGAUGGCACCGAGUGGUUCCCGAGCAUGAGUGAAGCGGCCGAUGCUGGAUUUCGCAGGAAGUCUUCCAACACCAACGGUGCCACAGCACAUCCUAAAGCCUAUCUGCAACCGGAACCCGAACCACAGCAACAGAAUGACGACGACGACGGCUCCUACUGGGCUGCGUAUGAUCAGACCCCAGGAGGCCCUACCCCGAACAAGCAAUCUCCUGCACCACCGACGAACGCUCGCGUACAGAUCGGGCCCACGCAGACGGAGCUCGAGUACUUUGCCCGCUAUGCAUCCGAGGUGCAGCCGGCAAUGGACCCUCAUGAUCCAGACGAGGAGGCUGCUGGCCUAGGCGACUCGACACUCAAUGGAAACUCUUUUGGAUUUGCUCAGCAAAGCAUACCAGAACCCACUAGGAGGCUAUCAGAUACUGCGAAUGGCGUAGAUCGGACCAACGGCGAUCGCCGAGACUCGCCUCACGACAAGCCCGAGCACAUUGAAUCAGUCGGGGACAACCGAUUUCAAGACCUCAACCACCCGCGACCAGCGUCCUCAGCUUCAUCGACCUCGGUGGAAAAGCUGGAGCGUGAAGCGCAAAACCAUAGCCAAGCCGAGCUUGCAAUCAAGCAGCACAUCAGCACAGACAUGAAGAGCUUGUUCCGCUUGGCGAGGGCGUCAGGCAUAGAGAGGGAAGAGUUCGAGCGCAUAAUCAGACGCGAACUGGAAGUCUUGCCCUUAUUGGAGCAAGACGAAUAGAACAUACCCAGAGGGAUGCUUAAAAUGGCCACUAGUUAUGGAAGAGUUGUGGGUUGUGAAGGGAAAUUGUCCGAUCAGUUACACGAAUUGACGCGCGCACGUGAAGGCCUCUUUGCAUUUCUAAGUCAGCGUUUUCUCCAUCUGCAUCCACGGCGGCGUUUUGUUUUCUGGGCAUCAACAUGUACCACGUGUCGAUAUCAUGCAUUGGUGGCAGUGU
Paraphaeosphaeria sporulosa is the source of this 1482-nucleotide messenger RNA. RefSeq lists its product as uncharacterized. The transcript has a single exon. NCBI's taxonomy places the organism in Eukaryota, Fungi, Ascomycota, Dothideomycetes, Pleosporales, Didymosphaeriaceae. The record is from RefSeq and is a predicted model, not a curated record. The coding region runs from base 90 to 1265 and encodes 391 amino acids.